GCAAGGGAGGGAAGAGGGCGAGCGCAACAAAACAGCCGACGGCUACGCAAGCGCGUCGGAACGUCGCGACGAGCCGCAGCCCCGCGACAUUCGGAAGCCAGCGGCGCCGGCGCCGACCUGCUUUGGGACCGUCGCCCCGCCGGAAGUCCGAGGGAACCCCCCAAGAUGUCCGAGGGGCUGCUUAGGAGGAACUCCGGCAAACAGGGUCUCCAGAACCUCAUCAGGCUGACGGCUCAGAGGAGCGCCGAGGACGCCGAGGAGGUCGAGCGAGAACGCCGGCGGCGGGCCCGGGAGGACGUCGGCCGGAGGACGGGCCGCGCCCACCACGACCACGCCCUGCAGGCCAAGGCCGGCGGCUCGCCGUCUCCGGAGGAGGACGAAGGCUUCGGCGAUUGGACGCGGCGCAGAGAGCAGACGGGACAGCGGCGCCUCCCGGAGGUCGGAGGUCGCGCAGAGGAGGAGCGUCGGGGCGCCUCGGCGGCGGAGUCGGAGGGCGCCGGUCGGGAGGAGUCGCCGGCGGGCCCGCACGACGGCCAGGAUCGGAGGAGGAGGAGGGACGAGGCCUCGCGGGUGAAGAGCUCGGACGACGACGACGGCGACGGCGAGACUUUGGGGCCGGUCAAGACGCCCGCGCACAAGAUCACAGAGAGGACAGAAUCCUUCCACCGCUCGCUGAAGAAAAGCAACAGUUUCAAGAAGACGCCAGCGCUCGUCCUCACCAGCAACAUGGACGACAAGAUGGAGCAGUACGCGCACGCCGUGGAGAACUCGCGGGAACCUCACGGGUCGAAGGCCUCGGUGGCGGAUCUCCCCGACUCGCCGGAGGCCGUCACCUCCAGAAAGAGUUUGUUCGAGGCCCGUGAGGCGUGGACCGGCGGCCCGCCCAAAACAACUUCUUGUCGGGACGCUGAUGGCUUAAGGGUGGGUGUGGCCAACCUGAUCACCCGGUGGGUUAAGGGCCAACCCGACGGCGGCCGACCUCCGCAUAACCCGUCAGGGCGCGAGUCGACAAAGGAUGUGAAGUGUGGAGAUGUCAUGCAGAAGAAGAACAUGUGGGAGGUUCUUGGAGAUUCGUCAGGGAGGUCCGCCGCAAACGCCAAGGGCUCAGGAGCAUCGAGUAAGAAGUUCAAGUUUGUGGUGACGGGACACGGCAAGUAUGAGAAGAUCUCGCUGGAUCAGGAACACGCCAUGAACGGAAAGUCGGAUUCCCGUCCAGGAGACUACUGAGGCCGUCUCGCCCCAGCCACCGAGGCCCCCGCGACACUUUGCCGAACAUCACGCGUUAGACAAUCGCAAAUUUGUUUUCGGGGGGUGUUGUGUACAUACGCUUAUCUGCUAUUGUUUGUCAGCGGUACAUUUUGCGGCACGUACGUUUACAUGGUUUCUGUUCGCUGUUCGCAAUCACUUCCUGUUUCCCUUUCAGCCAUUGAGGCCUUUUUGUUUUCUCCUUAAAACGUCCGCGUUUGUAUUUCCCCUUUUACCUUGAUGAAAGUCUUUUUUAUACUUACGAUACUUCCUUCCUAUUUACAUACAUAGUCCUCAGGACCGUGAGGCAACCGCUUUACAGCUGUGCUGCCUUGCCGCCCUUAAUGCCGUACAUUAAAAAAGGUUAUUUUCCA
Molecule: messenger RNA, 1619 nt
Organism: Syngnathoides biaculeatus (alligator pipefish)
Lineage: Eukaryota; Metazoa; Chordata; Actinopteri; Syngnathiformes; Syngnathidae
Gene: lsp1a
Product: lymphocyte specific protein 1 a
Exons: 11
Coding region: 166-1227 (353 amino acids)
Biological process (GO): muscle contraction
Molecular function (GO): myosin binding; calmodulin binding; actin binding
Source: RefSeq, a predicted model, not a curated record